Ilyonectria robusta is the source of this 1783-nucleotide messenger RNA. RefSeq lists its product as uncharacterized. Gene Ontology annotation, cellular component: nucleus. Bases 83 to 1591 code for a protein of 502 amino acids. Gene Ontology annotation, biological process: regulation of transcription by RNA polymerase II. The transcript has 2 exons. The record is from RefSeq and is a predicted model, not a curated record. NCBI's taxonomy places the organism in Eukaryota, Fungi, Ascomycota, Sordariomycetes, Hypocreales, Nectriaceae.
AAAUUGUUCCCGAUUCUGCCGGCUCGACAAGAUCCAGUUCCUUCAACACCAGCCAAGCACUUGGCCCAGGCAUGAUAGCACCAUGAGUAAACGCGGCGCUGUCGACUCAGCGCCUGGGACGCCCCCUGCCAAACGGCACCAGGUUGACGACUUUGAUGACAUUUACAUUGACGACCCCGAUGACGAUGUCACCUCUGCUCAAACACCUGGAUCUGUAUCCGAAGCCGAUUCCCCCAUGACCGCAAACACCGGUGGCACAACUCCCCGCCCAAAGUUCCCCUCAGAUCUCAAGACCCUCGCCUGCACCUGGCCCGACUGUCCCAAGACCUUCAACCGCCCUGCUCGAUUGCGGGACCACCUCAACUCUCACACCAAUUCCCGACCAUUCAAGUGCACAUAUGCUGGCUGUGACAAGGAUUACAUUGAGGACAAACAUCUGAAGCAACAUGUCAAGGCUGUCCAUACACUCGAACGGAAACAUGUCUGCCCCAAGGAGGGCUGUGGAAAGAGCUUCGUCACUGGUACCAGACUCAAGCGCCACCAGGCUGUGCACGAAGGAGAGGAGAGAUUCCGCUGCAAGGACUGCGGCCAGAGCUUCCGCAAAAAAGAGACCCUGAACAAGCAUUCCCGAAAAGAUCACCAAGGCUUGCGAGCCCACCCAUGUCCUGAGAAGGAUUGUGACGCCGCAUUCGACUCCAAACCAGCCUUAAAGCGACAUCGAGAACGAGAACACGGCGAAGCAAAGUUUUGGUGCGGUGAGUGCGGCUUGAAGCGGAUGCCGGAUGGGACAGAGCAGCGUGUGGGAUUUACAACAGAAGUGCUCCUCCAAGCUCACGUCCGCCAAGAACACCAGAACUGUAUGUUCUGCGAGUUCAAGUCCGCCACUCGAUGGGAGCUUGAGAAGCACGUCGAGAUGCACCACUCUGGGAAGACUGUCGAGGAUCGAAAGACGAUUGCUUGCCCAUACGCGGACUGCACCAAGAAGUUCACAAAGAAGUCCAACCUCAAUGCCCACGUCCGAACCGCCCAUGAGGGCUUCCGCUUCGUCUGCGGAGAGGUCGAUAUAUCCAGUGCAGGGCUGGUUGGAUGGAACAAUGACCAGGGCUGCGGUGACAAGUUCAGCACCAAAGUCCGUCUGGAGGAUCACGUCCGCUACAAGCACCUCCGCCUGGAGCGCCCCAAGCUUUCCAAGGUACAGGCUCCCGAGCCGGACCUUAUCGACGAAAUCUCGGGCGUCGCGAACCUCGCCAAGCAAAAUAUCACAUGCCCCCACUGCAGCGAGGCCUUCUUCCGCUACCAUGACCUCGAUGUGCACCUCCAGAGUUACCAUGGACCAGGUGGUACCGCCGAGACCGACCCCGCGCUCUUCCUUUCCCAGACACAACUUGGCACUGAGCAACACCUUUUCGGUGAUGACUUCACCGCCCUAAACCCCUGGUCGGAGAAUAUACAUCAGGAAGAAAUAUUCGCUGCUCAGAUGAACUACGGUCCAGCUCACGACGAGUGGCCAGAGGACGAGGCCAACAUCCUCCUCCUAGCACGAGGCUCCCAGGAGCAUGAUUCCAUGAUCGACCCUGCAUUAGCAGCUUGAUGAUAUGAUACACAUGAAAACUAGCGUUGGUGAUCGGCCCUCGCAAUGUAAUUUAGAUACCCCUAGCCUCGUGGCUGCAGGAGACUUUACUCGGUAGUAUUUCUCCAACCAUUAUGAAGGAUAUGUUAGUAAAAAAUCAGCGGGUAGCGCUCGCGAAUGGUGUUGUCAGAUGGAGGGAAAUAAAAGCGAAUU